This is a messenger RNA of Brachypodium distachyon (stiff brome), 1043 nucleotides long. RefSeq lists its product as uncharacterized. Lineage: Eukaryota; Viridiplantae; Streptophyta; Magnoliopsida; Poales; Poaceae. The coding region runs from base 144 to 704 and encodes 186 amino acids. The record is from RefSeq and is a predicted model, not a curated record. The transcript has 2 exons.
UCAGUCUUCGACUUUCCACAACCUUCCGGAAGCAGCGCACCCCACCGGAUUGCUCUCCAAGUCCAAGGCAAAACCCAAACCCGCGACCAGAAAUCCGGCCAAAUCCCCUCCCUCAACUCAGAUCCCCAAUAUCGUCCCGCACCAUGGGUUGGCGUUGGCACGACGAAGAAGGCGAGGGCGACGGUGACCGGGGGCUCGGCGACAUCCCCGGCCGCGGCGGCGAGGGGGCGCACCUCGGCACGCGCCGGGUGGUGCAGUCCCGCUGCCGCACGGAGGAGGUGGAGCCCGGCCGCUUCGUCCGCAAGUGCGAGAAAACCGAGCAGCUCCUCCGCGACUGCAUCGGCAGGCCCUCUGAACUGGUGGAAUCAAAAACUGAGAACACUGAAGAAGAUGUCACAGAUGAAAUGACAGGUGCUUCACACUCUCUUGGGUUCCCAGCAAAAGAACCCUUUGCAUUUCCAGGACUUCGCAGCGACAUAGAAGCUAUUGAGAAAGGCUUCUCCGGGAGCAUUGGUAGCUUUAUGGAGGAAGCUGAGCGGAUCACCAAUGAUUUCUUCAAAUCUUUUGGUUUUCCUUCCAUUGAUGAUGGAGAGCCGAGACGACUGCCUAGGCAACCUACAGAGAGGCAUACCGAGGACGGUAGUUCUAAGAAGGCCAAUGAGAAUGACUACUCAAAUUUCGGGAGCCAGAUCACAGACGUGUAACAAGUUGUGGUCAUAUCUGAUGCCUUUUGGGUACUGAAGCCUGGGAGCUGUCUCAAUGCAUAUCUAGGCUCCUUAGUUCCUUAUUUGGUUUCCCUGUUGAACACUUUGUUGUGCAACGGAUUUUAUCUGAAGCGUUCGGCUUGUAGUUGUAGGGGCAUUCUGUAUAGUACUGUUUUCAAAUUUCCGUACUUCUGCAUCAAUAAUGAGAUGGGCUGUGCAUGUUUUGUUUUACUGAAGACCACAUUAUAGAGGCUUUGCCGUCUUUGUACCCACCUGUACUAGCUUUCUUGCAAAUCACAUGAUCUAUUUGAGCGAAGGGAACAGUGUUUUUCUUUUUUA